Molecule: messenger RNA, 2003 nt
Organism: Portunus trituberculatus (swimming crab)
Lineage: Eukaryota; Metazoa; Arthropoda; Malacostraca; Decapoda; Portunidae
Exons: 9
Coding region: 490-1779 (429 amino acids)
Source: RefSeq, a predicted model, not a curated record
CUAUCUCCCCAGAACAGUCAAGGUCUCCCUUACUUGUCGCUACGGUCAAUAAUCUCGAUAUCGGAAACGGCCACACUACAGCAAGUUGAAACACAGGUAGAUAUUCCUCGCCACACAUUUUACCAUCUCUUCACCAGACGUACGAUUCAUAACAUGCACAAAUAAAAAUAUAAAAAAAAUAAAAAAAUUUAAAUCAACAUAAGCUCGAAGCUUACGAAUAGCACAGAGAACUUGACUAACGUGCUGCCUCACUGAAAUCGUAUGAGCUCCCCGCUUGUAGUUACAGUACCGUACCAUAAGGUUUCCACGUACCGGCAGCUGAGAUAAACGUCCCAGGACCAGCUGGUCACACUCAGAGCAGCGCCCUCAGCCUCUCUCAGGAAGGGGUUAGAAACUGCCACACGCCGUUCCCUCUUUCUCCUACCACGCCAGCUAGGAGAUAGGAAAGUCAGCUCCCGGAGUAGUGAGUCAGCAGCUAGACCUACCACCAUGCCCUUCCCACAGGACCUGGAGGGCUUUGGGGUGGAGAUUGAAAACUAUACCUUCAAAGAUAGACUAGACUGGCUCUUCCAUGUGAACUCCCCAAGCGAAAUAUUUAAAGCCCAGCCCACCUACUUCCUCUCUGAGUGGUCCUUCGUCAUCAUUGCCUUCAUCUCCCUCAUCCAUGCCUUCAUUGUGGGUGGCCGCUGGAAGUACAUGUGGCUGGGCUGCUACCUGCAUGGCCUCACCACAGAGAUGGUGUCCUUCUGGAUGCCAGACAUUGACAACUACUGGCACUCUCAAACUACAGUUAUAAUGCUGGGUCGACGCUUGCCAUUCCACAUCCCUCUCAUCUAUCCAUCCUUCAUGUACAACGCAGCCUACAUGGUGGCCCAUGCCAAGCUGCCUCGCUGGGCUGAGCCAAUGGCAGCUGGACUAGUGGAGGUGCUUAUUGACAUACCAUAUGACAUCAUGGCAGUCAAGUUUGUGCACUGGACUUGGCAUGACACUGACCCCAACAUCUAUGACCGACAUUACUGGGUGCCUUGGAACUCCUACUACUUCCACCUCACAUUUGGCACGGCCUUCAACUUUGCUCUCCACUUCUGGCGCCGCAAGAUUACUGGCAAUGAUGACAAGGAAUAUGUCUCAAGCCCUGGCAAGGAGGUGCUCUGUGCUGCACUAGCUGGCCUGUGUGGCAUGCCUGGGGGAGUGCUGCAGUUCCUCUUCCUUUACCACCCCCUCCAUGACUCUCUCGGCAUCCACACUGAAAACUGUGUCAUCACUAUCCUGGUUGUCUACUUCUUGAUUGUGUGGACAGCUGACCGUGCUCCAGGACUUUCAGCACGCAGGCACAAAGCUGAGCGUCUGCACUGGUCCGUGGUGCUAGUGGUAUUUAACAUGGUGCUCCACUACGGCCUGUACUAUGGCAUGGCACUCUUCGGCUCCCCUGAGAGUGAGGUCUCCAUUGGUCUUCACGAGCGCACUGGCCCUUGUGAUGAGAAGACCAAGGUGUACACUGCCAUAGGAGGGGUGCUGGAAAGGAGGACCUACCUCUGCACUAGUGACUAUGACGAGGGCUACUUUGAUUUCCACUGCCUGCCAGGAGGGAAGCCGGUGAGUGACGGCAAGGAGUGGUACACCAUCUGUGGCACGCCCUUUCCUAACCGGGCAGAGUACAUAUCAGUCAUCACUCUGGUGUGCACACUGGCAGCCGUAGUGUUCUAUAACCUGCUGGCUCGCAGUUCUCGCACACUGUACUAUCACAAGACAACCCUAAGGAAGAAGAAAACAAAGUGAUGUCUCCCAGUUUGUGUUUAUAUCACACACCAGUAUCAAAGAAAGUCUAGUGAGAUUCCUUAUACAUACAACACACUGUUAAGACAAUGUGCAACACUUCUUUAAUAUGUAUAUCAAAUAAAUAUACAUAACACCUUUCUUUAAAAAUGGGUCGAAAGAUGUUUUGUGUUGUAUCUAUCCAACAAUUUAUGGAAUUUUAUAAAGUUUUAGAUAUUGAAACCUUC